Oncorhynchus gorbuscha (pink salmon) is the source of this 1572-nucleotide messenger RNA. RefSeq names its product terminal uridylyltransferase 7-like. The record is from RefSeq and is a predicted model, not a curated record. Lineage: Eukaryota; Metazoa; Chordata; Actinopteri; Salmoniformes; Salmonidae. Gene Ontology annotation, molecular function: nucleic acid binding; zinc ion binding; RNA uridylyltransferase activity. The transcript has 13 exons. The annotation marks the transcript as partial.
AACCCUGUGUUUGUGUGUCAGUCCCAUACAGUGGUGUGUAGUGUGUGUAAGCGGGACGGCCAUCUAAAGAAAGACUGUCCUGAAGACUUCCAGAGGGUUCAGCUAGCCCCUCUCCCUCCCAUGACACCUGCCUUCCUCAAAACACUCAACACAGUCUGCCAGCAGUGUUACCGAGACUUUGCUCCAGAUGAUGUGGAGCUGGGAGUGAGAGAACACAUCCUGCAGGACCUGGAGAGCUUCGUCAAACGACAGUUCACAGGUGCCAGACUGAGGCUGUUUGGUUCGUCUAAGAACGGCUUCGGCUUCAAGCAGAGUGACCUGGACAUCUGUAUGGUGCUGGACGGACAGGAGACCGCUGAAGGUCUGGACUGUAUCAGCAUUAUAGAGUCUCUGGCCAGACUCCUGAGGAAACACCCAGGUCUGAGGAACAUCCUCCCCAUCACCACGGCUAAGGUCCCCAUCGUUAAGUUCUACCACGCCAGGACCGGCCUGGAGGGAGACAUCAGUCUCUACAACACGCUGGUGAGAGGAACGCACACCUGGUUGGUCAUGUGGGAGCAGGAAGCAGCCCCUUACACAACACGCGUCUGUUGGCGCGUGCGCUGCCAUCGACCCCGAGUCAAGAUGCUGUGUUAUGUCACGAAGGUGUUUGCCAGAUUUAUGACGAGGGAGAAGAAGCCUGAGAUUUUGGUAGAUGGAUGGAAUGUCUACUUCUACGAUGAUCUGGAUAAACUGCCUGAGCGCUGGCAGCAGAAGAACCUGGAGUCUGUAGGUGCUCUGUGGCUGGGCCUGCUGCAGUUCUACACCGAGACCUUUGACUUCAGAGAACACGUUAUCUCCAUCAGACAGAGAGCAGCUCUCACCACCUUCAACAAGCAGUGGACCUCUAAGUACAUCGUCAUCGAGGAUCCUUUUGACCUGAACCAUAACCUGGGAGCUGGCCUGUCCAGGAGAAUGACCAACUUCAUCAUGAAGGCUUUCAUCAAUGGCAGAAGUGUGUUUGGAACAACAGUCAAAGCCUACCCUCCUGAGUACACUAGUCCGAUGGAGUUCUUCUUUGAUCCUGAGGUGCUGACUGAGGGACAGCUGGCUCCUAACGACCGCUGCUGCAGGAUAUGUGGCAAGAUCGGACACUUCAUGAAAGACUGCCCCAUGCGCAGGAAGUCUAGGCAGCGCCGUGAACAGGAGGAUCGAGCAGAGGGAAGGAGGGACUGGGCGGAAGGGGGCAGGGAACAUCGUCAGGGUGAAUACUGGAGAAGACAGGAAGAGAAACGGUGCUGCUUCCUGUGUGGAAGCCACGCCCACAUCAAGAAAGACUGCCCCCAGUACAGAGGACCAGCUGGGGCCUUCUCUUCAUCUCCCUCUACGAGCCACAUGAGGAAUUUGAGAGAGAGAAAAACGGGACUCACCUCAACCUGGUCUAAUCCUAGUGUGUUUGUUUGUCCAGGACUCACCUCAACCUGGUCUAAUCCUAGUGUGUUUGUUUGUCCAGGACUCACCUCAACCUGGUCUAAUCCUAGUGUGUUUGUUUGUCCAGGACUCACCUCAACCUGGUCUAAUCCUAGUGUGUUU